Molecule: messenger RNA, 1161 nt
Organism: Postia placenta MAD-698-R-SB12
Lineage: Eukaryota; Fungi; Basidiomycota; Agaricomycetes; Polyporales; Adustoporiaceae
Exons: 5
Coding region: 97-1023 (308 amino acids)
Cellular component (GO): plasma membrane
Source: RefSeq, a predicted model, not a curated record
CGUGUAUCUGCUCUCGCUCUCAACUCUACUUAGGCCUCUUCCACUGUCUGUCUUCAACGUCCUCAGCCCUAUUUCUUCCCCUCGCUUGUCACGACCAUGCCUUCACGAUUGUACGAGCACAGGCACUGGCUCUACGCAUGGGUCCCACUGUUUGGAGCAUUUAUCUGGUCAGGCACCCUGCUUGCGAUGCUCAUCACCUGGCUUGCGACUGGCCGCCCAAAAUACGUCACCCAGGAGGGCAAUAUCGCCUACAUUUCAGACAUUGGUGCGGGAUACCUGAAGCCGCUCUUCAUCGUGUGCUGCUGCAUUACCGGCGUCUCGUUCUUCCUCACACUCGUCAUCGAGCGGUGGCUUCGGAAUUCAGGCAGACUACUUCCGAACAUGCGGCGUCGAGAGCGGGUUUUCGCAGCUCUCGCAGUGUUGGGCUCCUUCAUCGGCGGCGCAGGCCUCAUUCUCCUCUCCAUCUUCGACACCGGGCGGCACCCGAGCCUUCAUCGUGUCUUCCUGCUAGUAUUUAUCGUCGGCGUCGCCCUCAGCGCCAUUUUCACCAUUAUUGAGUACCGUUGGAUUAGCCGCGAUUUCGUCGAAGUCCACAAGCUGAAGCACGCGUACAUCGCGAAGGGCAUCAUCGCGAUCAUUCUCAUCAUCCUCGCCAUAGUCUUCGCCAUCACACUAUAUACUACAAACGACGUUGCAGCCGUCAUAGAAUGGGUCAUUGCAUUUGGGUACACGUUCUUCCUCCUCACCUUCGUGUACGACCUGCGCAUGACGCGUGGUGUCGAGAAGGGCCAGUUCUCGCGCGACCGUCUCCUAGCGAUGCGCCAAAGUGGCGAAAGCGGGCCGCCGAUGGGCCAAGUUGGGGCAGGGGCAGGGGUAGGAGCCGCUCAAUACCCAUAUACCCAAAGAGACGGAUAUACCACCGGAAACCCAAACGGGUAUACGAAUGGCGAUGCGUACGCCGGGAACACAGUGCUCGCGCAGCCUGCAAAUGCUCACGCAGGUAACCAGCGGGGGAUGGUAUGAUGAGAAGAGACAAAGGGACAACACUUACGACGAGACACGGGUCGUGCUGCUUGCUCAUGAACUUGUACCGCUAGUGAACAUACCGGACAAUGUAUGCAUUAGUCACAGUACUUUAGAAAAACAUUAAUAUGAAAACCC